Messenger RNA from Doryrhamphus excisus (bluestripe pipefish), 3251 nucleotides. RefSeq lists its product as uncharacterized. The record is from RefSeq and is a predicted model, not a curated record. Gene Ontology annotation, biological process: regulation of transcription by RNA polymerase II. Gene Ontology annotation, molecular function: RNA polymerase II cis-regulatory region sequence-specific DNA binding; DNA-binding transcription factor activity, RNA polymerase II-specific. NCBI's taxonomy places the organism in Eukaryota, Metazoa, Chordata, Actinopteri, Syngnathiformes, Syngnathidae.
ACAACGAGAAAGCAGUUUUACGUCCGCGUUGGAUCUUGUAGGGACUCUCUUCGCCGGUUAGCUGCUACGUUAACGGACGUUAACACGUCGUUCGGCUGGGGUGUAAAGUGCUGUGAUUGUGUAAAAUGGAUAAAGUACAAGUGCUGAGAGCGUUGGUCUACCAGCGAUUAACUGCGGUUGUUGACGAAAUAUUUGUAGUGUUCGAAAGCACGCUAGCGAAGUACGAGGAGGAACUUUCUCGAACAAAAGAAGAGAACGAGCGGAAACGUCAACUACUAGACACACUUCUCAAGAAGCCCCAGCCUAUGUUACACAGAGCAGAUGUCAGUGAAGAAGAUUCUCCCACCAAACAGCAGGAGUGGCAGCAAGAGGAGCCAGCGCCCUCCCACGUUAAAGAGGAAAAGGAACAGCCUCAGCCCCUCUACGUUAAAAAGGAAGAGGAGGAACUUGAAGGACUAGAGCAGUUCCCGGUAAUCGGUGUCAUUGUGAAGAGUGAAGAUGAUGAAGACAAAGGUCAAAGUGAGAAGAAGAGAAAGGUGGAGCUUUCCAGCAGCAGCUCAACACAACACAUGAAAACAGAAGCUGAUGGAGACGGCCGUGCAGACGGCCUCUUAGCUUCACUAUCCGACAGUGACGACACAACGUCACACUAUCCUGACACUGAUGAUGAAGAAUCUAAAGCUGAUAUGGCGUGUCACGCUGACAGCACACGAAGGAAAUGCUCUCUGUGUGACAAAACCUUUUUUGACAGGAGCACUAUGAAAAGACACAUGAAGAGUCACACGGGAGAGAAACCGUUCAUGUGCCUAUUUUGCAGCAAAACAUUCGCUCUGAAGGCAAAUUUGAAAAUGCACACACAAAUACACACCGGAGAGAAACCGUUUUCCUGUUCAGUGUGUGGUGUAGAUUUUGCACGCAGUCAGCAUUUGAAAAGACACAUGAGAACACACACAAAGGAAAAAACAUAUUCCUGUUCAAGUUGCAACAAAACUUUUUGUGAACGAACAACGCUUCAAGUACACAUGAGAAGACACACUGGUGAGAAAGUGUUCAGCUGUAGUGUGUGUGAUAAAAAAUUCUUUUAUAAGUACCAGGUUAAGAAUCACAAGUGUGCUGGUGAGAACAGCAGUAAACUGCAGGACUUGAUAAUAUAGGCACUAAUUAUUUGAUGAUAACACAAUUAAUACCAGUAACUGUUUACCAGUGUUCACAAUUAGUAACAAAAACUACAAGAAGAGAAGCAUGAAUGACAUAAAUAUACUGACAGUCAAUAGAAACUGUGAUUUAUUGUGGAUCUUGGUGCUCGUGUUGUCACUUUCAUUGCACAUUGGUUGGUGUCUGUGUAAAAGUGGAGCAAAUACACAUUACGGAUUACUCAGUGUGACUGGUUUUGGAAGCCUAUAAAGCCCCAAAAAGGCCAGCAUUGUUAGUCCAGUGAACGGCAUCAUGCCACAUCUAUCACGUCACCAUGGGCACUGCGUACAUAGGAGGCCGGUUUGAGCUACAGUGAUAUAUUUUAUAUUUUAAACAAAUGAUUCAUAUGAGGAAAAGUUCAGUUUCGGGUUUCAAAAUAAACAUGUCGAAAAAUAUUGUCUCGACAUUUCUAUUGACUGUCAGUGUACAUCAAUGCGUUUUAGAGUGAAAGUUGUGAUGGUGGCGUUGAUGAUACUAACUCUUUGUAAAUAUUUACAUGGUGCUCUAUGAGCAAAAGAACAGAAAUCGGCCAUGGAUGACAAAGCAAUUACAUAACGCUUGUCACAAGGAUGCAUAAAGGAAUUUUUUUAAAGAACAAAAUAAGCAGAAUAUAAGUACAAGAUGUAUAAUUUUAAAAAGUGGUUUAUGAGAAUAAAAGUGCAUGAAAGAAUACUGUGGUCAAUUAAGAGCAAAAAACAUUAUUGCAACCUUGGGUAUCCUGAACAGCAUCUUUAUGAAUGAUUCUCAGAAGGCAAAUACCGUCAAUGGAAUGUAAAAAAGGACAAUAUCUAGUUAUAGGCUUUUAUAACUACCAUGUACCAUGUAAAUAUUAGUCCAAACAUGAUACCAAACUCUUUGCCGGAUGUGGAAUGGAAUAGACUUGAUCUCCCUUCCUGGCAUGACAGAUGAGGAAAUCAUUUGUUACGUGUAUUGUAUUUAUUUUUGAGAGAGUGCAAAUUAUUGAACAGUCAGCUGUAGUACAGCUACUGUAAACGAAAUGAAACAGUCAUUUAUUCAUUUCUACCGCUUAUCCUCUCGAUGGUCGCGGCCGUGCUGGAGCCUAUCCCAGCUGUCUUCGGGCAAGAGGCGGGGUACACCCUGGACUGGUCGCCAGCCAAUCACAGGGCACAUAUAGACAAACAACCAUUCACACUCACAUUCAUACCUAUGGACACUGUGGAGUCGCCAAUUAACCUAGCAUGUUUUUGGAAUGUGGGAGGAAACCCACACAUGCACGGGGAGAAAAUGCAAACUCCACACAGAGAUGGCCGAGGGUGGAAUUGAACUCGGGACUCGGUUAUCCGUGCACGCUAACCAUUCGGCAGCGGGAAAUGAAACAGCUAUUUUUAAAAUGAAUGCAAGUUCAAAAUAUGACACUGAUGUAAUAACAGAGGAUUUUGAUCGAGGAUUAUUAUAGAUUUUUUUUUUUUUGGAGUGACCAGACCGAUGCAAUAAUUGUUGUGUGCAAAUAUCAUUCCGUGUAGGAACAUUUUAGCAGAAUUGGUUUUCAGUAGAAUUUUAUUGUUUGCUGUGAGUUUUUUGGGGUUUUUUUGUGUUCUUCAACUUGUCUACAUUGUCAAGUUCCACAUCGCCUAGGAACACAUUCGUCCACUCCAGUUUUAUGUUGUUUUUUUUGGUUGUUGGUGGUGGACAAUAAGGAAAUAGUUUUGUUUUUGUUCCACACUGGACAUGCAUGCAGGAUUUAAAGAUCCACUGCUGUUAGGGCUGAUAUGAGCAUGGCUCAAAAUCACAUUUCAUUUGACAUUGUGAUUAAAUCCAAAUAGAAAACAUCGACUGAUGGUCAUGACAUUGAUUUGAAAAAAUGUUUCAAAAGACUGGAGACAAACACCAGUUUCUUUAUUGCCACAAUUUUUCUAAAUCAUUGAAAAGCUUUCCAACAAAUUGUUAGAUUUAAAAAUAAGAAUGAAUUAUUCAUGGACAGUCAGUAUGGAUACAGAGACAACAUUUCAACUCUGAUGAUACUCAUCGAAAUAACCUAAUAAAUCGGAUUGGGGUUAGUUGUAGAGGGCUAUGGAUCGAAAUAACCAAAUAAAUUG